This is a messenger RNA of Xenopus tropicalis (tropical clawed frog), 634 nucleotides long. It is a transcript of the gene h2bc11, whose product is annotated as H2B clustered histone 11. Gene Ontology annotation, cellular component: nucleus; nucleosome; chromosome. Gene Ontology annotation, molecular function: structural constituent of chromatin; DNA binding; protein heterodimerization activity. The record is from RefSeq and is marked provisional. Lineage: Eukaryota; Metazoa; Chordata; Amphibia; Anura; Pipidae.
ACUGACCGUGUAUCUGAGGGAAAAUGCCCGAACCCGCCAAAUCCGCCCCAGCACCAAAGAAAGGCUCUAAGAAAGCGGUGAGUAAAACGCAGAAGAAAGAUGGGAAGAAGCGCAGGAAGAGCAGGAAGGAGAGUUACGCCAUCUACGUGUACAAAGUGCUGAAGCAGGUGCACCCUGAUACCGGCAUCUCUUCCAAGGCCAUGAGCAUCAUGAACUCCUUUGUUAACGAUGUGUUUGAGCGCAUCGCAGGGGAAGCCUCCCGCCUGGCUCAUUACAACAAGCGCUCCACCAUCACCUCCCGGGAGAUCCAGACCGCGGUCCGCCUGCUGCUGCCUGGGGAGCUGGCCAAGCACGCUGUGUCCGAGGGGACAAAGGCUGUGACUAAAUACACCAGCGCCAAGUAAUCCCCAUUCCCUGCCCCGCAACAACACAAAGGCUCUUUUCAGAGCCCCCACCUCCUCUGUACAAGGGCUGCACAGACUCUCAACUAUCCUGCUGUGAAUUCACAUUUCUUACACAGUUAAAUUUUUUUUUUUUACUAAGUUUUUUUUUUUAACCUAUAUGGGCUGUGGUUGUGUAGUUCUACUGUAUAUAAAACAUGAAGUUAUUAAACAUUACUGCAAGUUUCUCCCAA